AUGGGUACUGCAACCUCCAAACUUGUUGAGAGCGGGGUAUUGCAAGGCGCAUAUGCCCCACCUGUUGAAGGACUGGCUGUCCCUGCACCUUUGGAAGGAGGCAAAGAAUGUGAGGUUGUCAUCCCAAAAGACAAGAAAAAGGGUGAUACGUUCCUGUAUGAUGUUGGAAAAGGUCGAAUGGAGACUUUGACAGUGCCCAAAGGAAAGAAACCUGGCGACACAAUCAUGCAUCGAACCAUGGGAGAAAUUGAGAAGGUCAUUGCAAGCACUUUGCACGCCAUUCCAGGCUUUAUCGUAAUCCAAAGUAAGCCUGUCAUUUGGUCCACUGCUUCAAAAGCCUUCUUCAAAGCUUCGUGGAAUGAUCAAAAGGAGAAUCUGUCUAUGGCCAAAGCCAUUGGAAAGCUCAUGCAAGAAGCACAAGAAAGCAUGCUAUCAAAGGCUAUUGAUCUCGGAUGCAACGCUGUCCUAGGUAUGACAGUCAACAUCACAACCGACAGCAGUGGAUCAGAAGGAAACUCAAAACUUGUCAUUGUCACAGUUUGUGGAACACCAUGUGCGGUUUGUCCCGCAGGAGAUAUUCCUGCCGUCAAGGCAGAUGUUGUUGUGGAACCACUAUACCUAAAUCAGGUCUUGUAG
Messenger RNA from Seminavis robusta, 636 nucleotides. Lineage: Eukaryota; Bacillariophyta; Bacillariophyceae; Naviculales; Naviculaceae. The record is from the annotation of a GenBank genome assembly.